ACGAAAUCCCAACCAAAUUCUCCAUGAGAAAUCCUUGGCCAAAAGGGCUGGUGAGCCAAAGGAAUUUAAAUAAAUAUGACGGCCAUCAGAGAAUUGGCCAUCACCGUACGACGGGCAUCCACCAAAUGCGCCAAAGUUGGGCAUUCCUCGGUCUCGGUGGCGCGGUCUCUGAGGAAACUCUCACCCACGGCAUUCAAGACUCUUCGCCGGGUAAUUGCCAAGGUGGAGCAUUUGGGCAUAUUGGGUCAGAAGAUAAGGCUGAAUGAGCGGGAGCAGGAAGCCAACAAGGUUAUCAUGGCCGUCAAAAAAGAGGAGAUAUCCAAGGGCAUAUUGGACCCAAGCCAGUUUACGCCAGGUCAACACAUUUUUAAGACCCUGACCGAGAUCCGUAAAUCGCAGAUCUUUAAUCUGAUCAAGCGGAUGCCCAAGGGCGGAGUGCUCCAUGCUCACGAUACGGCACUCUGCAGUACGGAGUAUCUUAUUAGUUUGACCUACCGUGAGAAUCUUUGGAUUUGUACAGCGAAUGAGGGAUGCAAGGCCAUUGGUUUUCGAUUUUCCAAGCAGAAACCCACCCAGAAACCAAUGGAGGAAUGUAAUUGGGAACCAAUGGAGGAGUUCCGAAACCGGCGAGGUGAAGAUAAUGUCACCAAAUACCUCAAGCGCCGCUUCAGCAUGUAUCCUUUCUCCAAGUUUGUCUCGAAUAAUCAAGCCUGGGCGCAUUUUAUGGGUAUAUUUAUUCUGCUGGAUGGUUUGCUCUGUCACGCCCCCAUUUGGGCGGAAUAUUAUUACAAUGCCCUCAAAGAGUUUUCCGAGGAUGGUGUCCAAUACUUAGAGCUGCGAUCCCUUCUUCCUCCGCUCUACUGCAUCGAUGGUACUAUGCUGACCACUAUGGACACGGUGGCAAUCUAUAAGGCGGAGCUGGAACGCUUCAAGGCUGACCAUCCGAAUUUCAUUGACUCCAAGCUUAUAUAUGCCCCUCUACGAGGAGUGGAGCCAAGUGUGGUCGAGCAAUAUGUAAAGACAGCUGUGGAACUGAAUAACGAAUUUCCGAACUUCAUGGUGGGCUUCGACCUGGUUGGUCAGGAGGAGCUGGGUCGACCGCUGAUAGAUUUUGUGGAACCUUUGCUGAAAAUGCCCGAGCACAUAAAUUUCUAUUUUCACGCUGGCGAGACAAACUGGUUUGGAUCGGCCAUUGAUGAGAACCUAGUAGACGCCAUCUUGAUGGGCUCCAAGCGAAUCGGACAUGGAUAUGCACUUACCAAGCACCCGCUGAUAAUGCGACUGGCCAGACUAUUAGAUAUCCCCAUCGAAGUGUGCCCCGUGUCUAAUCAAGUGCUUCAACUGGGAGUAGACUAUCGCAACCACCCGGCGGCACUCCUUUUGGCCGCCAAUGUUCCCAUUGUUAUAUCUUCAGACGAUCCAUCUUUCUGGCGCUGUGCCCCACUGUCCCAUGAUUUCUACUUCGCAUUUCUGGGCAUUGCACCGAUGGACGCGGACCUGAGGUUCCUCAAAUGCCUGGCCAUCAAUUCCAUCCAGUACAGUGCCCUUGUUGGUGAGGAAAAGAAAGUGGGUUUCGAAAAGUGGCAGAAUAUGUGGGACAAAUGGAUCGACGAUGUGGUGGAGCAGAAGUCUUGUUAGGAACAUCCUUAAAAAAUGAAUAUAACACAUGGUGGUUUUAUA
Molecule: messenger RNA, 1680 nt
Organism: Drosophila eugracilis
Lineage: Eukaryota; Metazoa; Arthropoda; Insecta; Diptera; Drosophilidae
Product: adenosine deaminase 2-like
Exons: 2
Coding region: 76-1638 (520 amino acids)
Biological process (GO): adenosine catabolic process; inosine biosynthetic process
Molecular function (GO): adenosine deaminase activity
Source: RefSeq, a predicted model, not a curated record